AUGGCAGAAUCGGAAAUAGUGGAUGCGGACCUUACAAUUGAUGAUUUACUUCCUAAAAGUCCAGAAAGUCUGGCUGAGGAGAAGAAAGAGAGUGGCAACCACUUGUACAAAUUUAAAAAUUACAAGGGUGCUCUUGUUAUGUACAAUGAAGCCAUCCAGCUAUGCCCGGAGAAUGCCUCAUACUAUGGCAACAGAUCUGCUUGCUACAUGAUGCUGGGCAUGUACAAAAAGGCCCUGGAGGAUGCUCAGAAAUCUGUUGUGCUGGAUCCAACUUUCACCAAGGGAUACAUCAGAAUUUCAAAAUGCUGCAUAGCUCUUGGAGACAUCUCUGGCGGAGAGCAAGCUGUACGCAGCGCGACAGAGCUGGGCGGUGCCGACUGCGCAACGAGUGAGCGCCGCGCACUGGAGUCUCUGCGUAGGCUGCAUGAGGAUGCCCAGCGUGCCAUGGAGGCUCAGGACUACCGCCGUGCUGUGUUCUGCAUGGACCGCUGCCUCGACUACAGUCCAUCCAGCUCCAAGGCCAAAUUGACCAAAGCAGAAUGCUUGGCUAUGAUUGGACGCUGCCAAGAAGCACAAGAAAUUGCUAAUGACAUGAUCAGACAAGACAGUUUGGACGCAGAGGCCAUAUUUGUGCGGGGCCUCUGUCUUUAUUUUGAGGACAAGGAUGACCAGGCAUUUAAGCAUUUCCAACAAGUGUUGCGUCUUGCUCCAGAUCACAAGAAAGCAAUAGAAACUUAUAAGAAAGCUAAACUUCUCAAGCAAAAGAAGGAGGAAGGAAAUGAGGCAUUCAAGAUGGGCCGCUGGCAGCAAGCCCUCACCCUGUACAACGAAGCCCUCACCAUCGACAAAAACAACAGAGCUGUCAUUGCCAAGCUCUACUUCAACAAGGCCACAGUAUGCGCCAAACUCAACCAAAUCAAGGAAGCCGCUGAGGCCUGCACUGCUGCUCUUGAAUUAGAUGAAAACUAUGUCAAAGCCCUUCUCCGCCGAGCCAAGUGCUACUCAGAACUGGGAGAUUACGAGGAGGCAGUCAAGGACUAUGAGAGACUAUACAAAAUAGAUAAAAGUAAAGAAAACAAAAUAUUACUCCAAGAGGCCAAACUUGCUCUUAAGAAGUCCAAACGCAAAGACUAUUAUAAAAUACUUGGGGUUGAGAAAUGUGCAUCAGAAGAUGAUAUUAAGAAGGCUUACAGGAAGCGCGCCCUCGUGCACCACCCGGACCGGCACGCGGGCGCGCCGGACGGCGAGCGGCGCGAGCAGGAGCGCCGCUUCAAGGAGGUGGGCGAGGCCUACGGCGUGCUCAGCGACCCCAAGAAACGCGCGCGCUACGACCACGGACACGACAUGGACGACGACAGCGGCGGCAUGGCCGAUAUUGACCCGAACGUAGUGUUCCAGACUUUCUUCAACCGCGGAGGUCAACACUUUGAUUUCCAGUCGGGAGGAGGCUUCCCUGGAUCCGCAUUUAGCUUCCAGUUCGGUUAAUUCGUAGGGAAACUAACGAAACAAUGUCCCAGAUAGAUACACAAAAUUACUAAUUCAAUACAUUGCCAUUCCAAAUUAUAUGAAUCAAAAUAGUGCACUUUAUUUUAUCAUGUAGCGCGUUACCCACGUUUCUACUGAUUGUUUUAUACCUACUCGUAAUUUAGCACUAAUAAAACAUUUACAAUGUCAAAUUAUGCUGUGUUGGAUAUAAUGAUUAAUGACUUUGAUAUUUUAGUACCUGCAAUAUUUUGAAAUGACGAAUCAUCCCUUAAAUAUAUGGGAUGCAUUAACGCCUUUAAUAACAAGAUGGUUAAUGGCAAAUUAAUAUUAAUCGCAUAAUUAAUUAAUAUAGAUAGAGAUAGAGUUAGACCAAGAUAAGUCUGCAACGAUUUUGAUAGCACACGCGGUGCAAGUGUUAUUUUAAACGUCAAACUUCUGUGAAAUUAUGACGUAUAAAUAACACUUGCACUGCGUAUGCUAUCAGAAUCGUUCCAGACUUUUCUUGGUUUAACUCUAGUAAUGUUAUCGACUGAUUUGGUUAAGUAACUUUUUUCAUUCUUCAUAUGAAGCAGUAACUGUUUAGAAAGUAAUAAUGGUUUGCUUUUCUUUGAUAGUUAUUGGAACCCUUUUGAUGUGUAUAUAGUGUAGCGCUGUUACUAGAUCAGAAAUAGAAAUGUACCUUGCAUUUUUUAAAUAAAGUCAUGUGUAAUUUCUCUCACUCUAUUCUCAUUUUAUAUUACAUUGUUAAAAUGACCAGUAAUAUAUGAUCAUUGUCAAGAGGGCGCUGUUCAUUCUCAUGUAUAGGGUGACAGUUCAGUAUAGUAUGAAAAACAUGGAGACUAUAUAAAGGAGCCAAAUCUCUAUGUAUGAAAAGUGUCCAUCAAAAAACAGUAAUUAGGCGGCGCCACCAUACACCGAAAUACUACCAAAAACAACCUACGUAAUUUGGUCGGGUUAUUUAUUGCCUUAUGUCCCAGAGCCUAACUAGCGCCACCGGAGAGAUUAGGAACUAUUAUUUAAAGCUAAAAGCGAUCACUUUUGCAACAAUUCUGCCUUAAGAGAUUGGCAUCCUUUCUAUACCAUCCAUAAUGAAAAAAAAUAGUUCCAGUUAUGGAUGGUAUAGAAAGGAUGCCAAUCUCUUAUGGCAGAAUUGUUGCAAGUGACCGCUUUCAGCUUUAAAUAAUAGUUCCUAAUCUCUCCGGUAGCGCUAGUUAGGCUCUGGAACAUGAGUAUAACAUGAACCAUAUAAGGCAACAAAUAACCCGACCAAAUUACGUAGGUUGUUUUUGGUAGUAUUUCGGUGUAUGGUGGCGCCGCCUAAUUACAGUUUUUUGAUGGACACUUUUCAUACAUAGAGAUUUGGCUCCUUUAUAUAGUCUCCAUGGUUCCAGUGAAAUUCCGCAACAUAGGGCGUGAUCAUAUAUUCGGUCAGGCUUUAUAUGUAUUUAUAUGUGACAACAAUACAAACUUUCAUGAAAUGGGGGGCCUCAUAUAAAAAUUACAACUAUAUAAUUAGGCGAAAAAUCUGUAUAGUGAUAGCAAGUGAUAGAUUUAUUUUAUUGAAAGUGUUCGUCUAACAUUAAAUAAGAAAAUGAUGUAUAAGCAUCAAAUAAAUAGUGACGGUCAAAUAAUUAUAUCGAUUCACAUAUCUUUAUUUGUGUGAUAACAAAGGUGUGUUACGAUAUACACGGUGGCUAAAAAAUAAGUGCAUUCCCGUUGCCAGGGACGUUUUGAGAUUAUACUGAGCAACUUUUACGAUGGAACCAACCCCGAUAUCUCGAAUAUUUUUUUAGCUGUUUCAUACAUUUUGGCUGGUCCAUUUUCUAGGCGAGGGUAAUUUUUAUUAGCGAUUUUCCCAUAGUAAGAGUUGCUCAGUAUAAUCCCUAAACCUCCCUGGCAACGGGAAUACACUUAUUUUUUAGCCACCCUGUAUUUGGCCACUUUGGCCGUCACUAUAUAUUUGAAGCUGAUUGUACUGUGCAGCACAUCUGGCACGUUUUACCAAGACUCGCGGGACCACAUGUGUCAACUUGUCAAGUCGCGCGAUUUACGACAACAUACGCUAGACGUGCUGGAAUAAUAUGAAUUUACGACAUCGAGCAUUGGGAGCUUUCAGCUAAGAUUAACACUAAGGCGGCGCAUGUUAUAUGGGAUUGUUUCAAAUAAUUACAAGUACCUACAGUACAAAAUAACGCUUUUAUAACUUGGUUGGUGUCAUAAUUUACUAUCUGAAACUACUUGUUCGGUUUUUAUAUUGUUAAAUCAGCAACAAACUGGUCACAAAUACAGUCCUUUGACCUUGCUGACUGUACUUCGCUUAAGCGAAACAAUUAACAUCUAUGCUGUUGUUGCCGAAUAUAAGAAUGCCAACUGAUAAUUGUACUUUAUUUUAUUAUCGGUACGGUUUAGAAAUAAAGUUUUACGCCAAAUGUGGGUUGUA
Molecule: messenger RNA, 3925 nt
Organism: Cydia strobilella
Lineage: Eukaryota; Metazoa; Arthropoda; Insecta; Lepidoptera; Tortricidae
Gene: Tpr2
Product: dnaJ homolog subfamily C member 7
Exons: 8
Coding region: 1-1485 (494 amino acids)
Molecular function (GO): protein binding
Source: RefSeq, a predicted model, not a curated record